Molecule: messenger RNA, 3215 nt
Organism: Salvelinus fontinalis (brook trout)
Lineage: Eukaryota; Metazoa; Chordata; Actinopteri; Salmoniformes; Salmonidae
Gene: slco1d1
Product: solute carrier organic anion transporter family, member 1D1
Exons: 15
Coding region: 561-2666 (701 amino acids)
Biological process (GO): transmembrane transport; sodium-independent organic anion transport
Cellular component (GO): membrane
Molecular function (GO): protein binding
Source: RefSeq, a predicted model, not a curated record
UUUAACUCUACGUGACCUGCUUGUAAAAUACACCGUUUUUAGUAGUAGGACUCAAGGAGAGAAUUUACAGUGUGUCACUGAGUCUCUUAUAUGAUAUUCUUUCCAUGAGUUCAGUGUGUGUGUAAAUGUGUGUAAAUGUAUGAGCAUGUUGAUGUCUAUUUGCUUUGCGUCUGUGACAUAGUGUUCCGUGAACCUUGUGGACUCUGCUCCAGGAUUCCUAUGAUUGGGUCCUACCUCUCUCAUGGACACUCACGUUUUUUUAGGGGACGACCUGAAUGUCGACAUGAUCAAAGAGUUCACAUGAGUGGUGGCCUGCGGGUUACUGAUUACUGCAGAAUGGAUGUUAGAGUUUCAGCCAAUCAACAUCCAGGAUCCAAACUACCUGUGCUAUAAUGCCUCUUUAAGAUAAAGGUUUGCUCUUCAACCAAAGUCCUGUCAGUGAAAUCCUCUGCCGCUCUAACACAUCUCUCCAUCUCCUCGUGGGACCUCUGCUGCUGCACUGUUAAAAACUGGUCCGCUGGAUCACUCUACAUUUACCUGUGUCAACUGCAGAGGUCAUCAUGAGUGUUGAAAACAAGGCGCCCCGGGAGCCUUGCUGCUCCAAACUGAAGCUGUUCCUGGUUUCCUUGUCCUUUGUGUACUUUGCAAAAGCCUUCGGGGGAAGCUACAUGAAGAGUUCUAUCACCCAGAUAGAGAGACGCUUCGACAUCCCCAGCUCACUCAUAGGAGUCAUCGAUGGCAGCUUUGAAAUUGGUAACCUGCUGGUGAUAGCAUUUGUGAGUUACUUUGGGGCGAAGCUCCACAGGCCCAGACUGAUAGGGAUUGGCUGUCUCAUCAUGGCUGCUGGGGCCUUCCUCACUGCUCUGCCACACUUCUUCCAGGGACAGUAUGUAUAUGAAACAACCCUGUCACAUAUACCUGAGGAAAACACUACAGAAAGUAUUCUGCCUUGUCUGGCCAACACCAGUCAUCUGGUCAUAAAUGAUCUGGAUACAGCUGCGAGUAAAGCAGCGUGUGAGAAGGAGGCAGGCUCUUCCUUGUGGAUCUAUGUAUUCCUGGGUAACAUGCUGCGUGGGAUUGGAGAGACGCCUGUCAUGCCUUUAGGAGUGUCCUAUCUGGACGACUACGCCAGAAAGGAGAACACUGCCAUCUACCUUGCGUGUUUACAGACUGUUGGGAUCCUGGGGCCCGUAUUUGGCUUCAUGUUUGGCUCCUUUUGUGCCAAAAUCUAUGUGGACAUUGGCUCUGUGGAUUUAGCGAGCAUCUCCAUCAACCACAAGGACUCUCGCUGGGUGGGGGCCUGGUGGUUAGGCUUCCUGGUAUCUGGCUUACUGAUGCUCCUGGCUGGGAUUCCAUUUUGGUUCCUCCCCAAUACUCUGGCUAAGCAGUGCAAGAGCCCCAGCAAAAAGAAACAGAAGGAGGACAUACAGGCGAAGAGUUCCUCUGACACCUCAGAGGUGGAGCAGGAGCAGGGCAGUUUCCUACCAGAGGACAAUACUGAGGAGGAUGCACCACAGCCUGUCACCAUGGCUGCCAUGGCUAAAGAUUUUGCUCCGUCCCUGAAAAGGCUGUUCAGCAACAAAGUCUACCUGCUGAUCAUCCUGACGUCCGUGGUGGCUUUCAAUGGCUUCAUAGGGAUGAUCACCUUCAAACCCAAGUUCAUGGAGCAGGUCUACGGGCAGUCUCCCUCCAAGGCAAUCUUCUUGAUAGGUUCGAUGAACCUGCCUGCGGUGGCAGUUGGGGUCAUCGUGGGAGGCUUGGUGAUGAAGCGGUUCAAGCUGAGCGUUCUGGGAGCAGCCCGACUCUCCAUCAUGUCCUCCUUCCUCUCCUUCUGCCUCCUGCUCGUCCAGUACUUCCUACAGUGUGACAACUCAGAGGUGGCUGGCCUCACCAUGACCUAUCAAGGUGCUACAGCAGUGUCUUACCAGCAGGAGAACUUGCUGUCUCAGUGUAACAUGGGCUGCUCCUGUUCCCUGAAACACUGGGACCCUGUGUGUGCCAGAAAUGGCAUCACCUACGCCUCCCCCUGUCUUGCUGGCUGCCAGACCUCCACGGGCGUAGGCAAGGAGAUGGAGUUCCAUAACUGCACAUGUAUGCAGGAGCAUAUGGCUCCACCAACCAACAUGUCCGCCAUCUUGGGCCAGUGCCCCAGGAAGAGUGAUUGUGACAGGAUGUUUAAGUUCUACAUGGCUGUCUCUGUCCUGGGGGCCUUCGUCUCUGCCUGCGGGGGCACAUCUGGAUAUAUCGUACUGCUCAGAUCUAUACACCCCGAUUUAAAAUCACUGGCUCUUGGGAUGCAUACAUUGAUAGGCAGAACUCUGGGUGGAAUCCCUCCCCCUAUCUACUUUGGAGCUUUGAUUGACAGGACGUGUCUGAAGUGGGGAUUAAAGCGAUGUGGGGGUCAAGGAGCAUGCAGACUCUACGACUCACAUGCAUUCAGAAUAACGUUCCUGGGUCUGGUCUAUUGUCUAUACGGCAUGGCCAACCUGCUGUGGUGGGUGCUGUACCUGCAACUGUCCAAGCGGCAGAAGAAGUUGGAACUGCGAAGCCAGGCCAAGGCUACCGCCCUGGAGGCCAAUGGGAACAACAAUCCCAAUGGACAUGCCAUGGUCAGCAUCUUUAAGAACAAUGAUGACCUGGACAGGGACAGUGAGAGCACCAUCUGAGAUACCAAAGAGAUUUCCAAAACAAAUGGUUUUUGAUCCUGUAUUGUGCCAUGCCCAUGAUCCACCUGAAGUGUUUUGGGGUAUUUGGUGACUUGUCAAAUGAACAAGUCAAUUUUUUGCCACAACUCGGUACAGUCUUAAGCCAAGACCCAGUACAUUGGUAGGAAUUGGUCGCUAUUUGUGAAACUGAUUUUGCUGCUAGAUCUCAUCGACCAAAGCCCUGAUAUAUUUACCAUCCUCUCAAUGUUAUUAAUGCAGUAUUCAAAAUAUGAGAUCCCAAUGAAGUAUUCCUCCCAUAUGAGUUAUUAUGAAUAGUUUGCCAACCACAGGCCGCACCUAUUACGUGUCUCUAUCUCUCCCUCUCCCAUCCGAGGGACCCUUGUACAUACUAUAAACAAGAAACCUCUUACAAGUUCUUUCGAAACUUGAUUUCUGGCCUAUUUUGAUUUCUCUCUUGUUAUAUACAGUGCCUUGCAAAAGUAUUCAGACCCAUUGUAUUUCUUCACAUUUUAUUGUGUUACAAAGUGGAUUAAAAUGUAUGUAAAAACA